UUACAGUGACUUCACUGUUCUCUCAAUGAAAUUAUUUCACUCCUCAAUCAUGUAAUGACACAUUAAAUAAAUAGAUCAAGCAUUACAAUGGCGAAAUAUCUGUCCUGUGGCACUCUUGAUCUAUAUACCAUUCCAGUCAACUUCUUUUUUCUUCCAUAAUUCCCUUUGGCGUGUAAUAAUGCCUUUCUCGUGUGCUGUUUUCUCUCACUGCCUUCCCAAAUCACCAAUUUAACAGCAUACAUUCACAAGACGGUUGAUUUGCUUGUCUUGUGUUAAAUCUCUUAACAGGAUUUGGGUUUUGAAGCUUACUGGGAUGUAACAAACAGAAACAGCUUUCUUUUUGGGAUGCCCCUUUGAUUUCUGGUUCUGGACACAAGCUGUAGGUGUUACUUCAACUGGAUUCUGGAUAGAUAUUAGAUACAGCUUGAAGUUAUGUCUGCUUAUGGCCAUCAAAUGGAGCAGAUGUAUUCUGCACGGAGUCUCUCAGGUGGUGGUUCUGAGUUGAGGAGGAGCAGUUUUGUGUUGGAAUCAGGAUUCUAUAUCACAUCCUUUGUCGCCACCAUCUUUGUUGCUGCAUUAGCCGCUGCAGGACUUCUAUUGAUUACUUUAUUGGUUUCACUUGCAAUGAUGCUGCAAUCUUGUCAAAGUAGCCAUGCUGGAAUCAUUGAGCUUCAGAAUAUAAAUGAUCAGUACAAUUAUUGCAAGGUUUAUUCUCUGCAUGUUAAGCUCAAUAACUUGGAAGGACAUAAUUUUCCUAGCCUCUGCAAGGACCUGGCUAUGAAGUAUAUCAAGGGAGGUCAAUAUGCUAGAGACUUGGAUUCAACCAAGUCUGUGAUUGAGGAUUACUUCAACAGUGUUAGACCAUCAGAUGAUGGUCUUGAUGUGGUGUUGAUAGACAUAGAUGGCAUCUUUCCACCAAAUCCCCAUUCUUCCAAUUUAUUUAAAAGCAUUAACAAUUUUGUAUUAGAGGCAAAGAAUUUAAAGAGGAUGCUUGUUUUAAGAUUAUACAUGAACCUUCAAGCUGGUGGGUGGUCCAUAAUUUUGUUAUCAAGAGAGCAUGGAACACGCCAAAAUGUCACCAUCAGUCAUCUUCUCUCCGCUGGAUUUAGAGAUUGGUCUUCCUUGAUGAUGAGUUUUUGCAGUGAAGAAGAUGAAGAAUCUACCAAAGGGAAUGAGUAUUUUUCUAGGCAAAGGAAUGUGAUACAGACGAAGGGCUUCCGCAUAAAAAGUAUCAUGAGCAGUCAAAUGGAUGCUUUGGCUGUUGCAGAUAGAGGAAUAAGAUUUGUUUUGCUUCCGGACCCUAUAUUUGACAAGUUUGAGCAGCAAAAGAGAGCAUAGAUGCUGGAUAUAUAAUUGAAUUUUUUGCUCACUAGUUUAAUUCUCUGCAUCUUCCAUUGUUCAUAUUAGGGAUGUUGUAAUCACAUGUCAUUGUCUGCCAAAGACAAGUAGGUAACAGAUUUGUUUUAAUUGAACAUAGCAUUACUGCUUCUUAGAUAAUUCUAUGACUCUUGGAUAUGCACAUGCAUGCAUGUGCCGCUUAUAAAAGAAUUUUACUAAAA
Glycine soja is the source of this 1559-nucleotide messenger RNA. RefSeq lists its product as uncharacterized. The record is from RefSeq and is a predicted model, not a curated record. Lineage: Eukaryota; Viridiplantae; Streptophyta; Magnoliopsida; Fabales; Fabaceae. The coding region runs from base 433 to 1338 and encodes 301 amino acids. The transcript has 5 exons.